AUGGAAAUAAAUAAUCAACUGGAUACUAUUACGUGUAUACCAUGUUUAAAGUUUAAAAAACAUGCACCAAAACAUUUAUUAAGUACUAUUAAAUCUUCGUUUGGCUCAUUUGAAUACGUUGAACAAGACGCGACUCGAGUUCAAUCUGAACGUUUUCGAAAUUUAAAAAAAGCUUUAAGACAUCAUUAUUUAAACAAACUACACAUCUGGUGUGUAGAAGAAGAUGAGAAACGAAAGAAAUUAUUCGACGAUUUUUUAAGAAAAAAUGAGAAAGCUGGAUGGAAUGUUGGUCGAGCAGCGUUAUUCUGCAUUCAAGGUGGUCUUGGUGGUCUGAAAUUUGUUGAUACAUUGAACUUAUUGGAUAUCUCUGGAGCAUCAGUUGGAACUUAUAGUGAAUAUUUACAUUCGGUUGAUCCUGUUACACAACGUCGUCGACCGUUCGGCAUAACAUUGGAUAAAGUUACAUUAUUAAAAAGGUCGAUGCAGGUGACAAUUAUGAUCGUAAUGAUUGACGGACAGUUAACACCUCUUUAUCUUCAGUCUCCAUUAUGUCAAACAGAGUUAACGGGGGAAGACUUAGCUAGUAAUUGUGUUCGAGUACUAGAAUCAUUUGGCUUGAAAAAAAAUGCAUUGCAAGAACAAUUCACUGGUUGUGCCGUCGAUGGUGCUUAUAUUAAUUUGCAAAUUGAAAAACAUCUAUGUCAAAAACUAGGAAUGCGAGAGAGAUGGUUAACAGUGUCAUGGGAUAGUGCACAUUUACUUGAAUUGGCAAUAAAUGAUGCAAAGAAACAAAGUAAAUUUUCCUGGUUACAAAGAUUCAUUAAAACAUGUGGUACAAUCAUGAAAAAAUAUUCAUAUGGGAAAUCAUAUGAGCACCUACUGGAAGCAGCAGAAUUAGUCGAAGAACAAAUACUACAACCAAAACAAUUUCAUAUUACCCGUUUUGUUCAAUCCGAACUCCGCGUAUACGAAACAGUAUUAAGAGAUUGGUCAACUCUGUAUUAUUUGCAAGAACAAGAUAGUGUAAUUAACUCAUUAGCAGGUGGAAAUGUAAGUGCAAGAACAAGACGAAAUAUUGAUACAGAAUACAAAGCAGGUGAUAGCGAUAAUGUUAGUUACAAACAUGAAGAUAUCAAAUCUGUGGAUUUUGUUUGUAAACUUAUUGGUUUAAAUGAUAUCUACAAUAUUCUUGUACGAGCAUCUAUGUCUGUGCAGCAAGUCAAUAAAUACCCGCGGGAACAUGAUGAUUCAAUUCGAUAUUUACAAAAAUGUUUAAAUGGAUAUAGUAAAUUACUUGAACAAUUAGAUUUAAAUAAAACACAAGAAAUGGAUAGUUUGGAAGAAUGUGAAGAACCGGAACCAGUUGGCUUACUCGGACCAACAAUCGAUGACGAUUGUGAUAUACAAGAAGAAGACGACGAAGAUACACAAGUUCGAGCGAUGCCAUCAGCAAAAUAUAUUGAACAAUAUUAUCAAGAUCUAUUGAAAUGUGAAUUCAAACAACGUCCAAUCAUCAUACGACCUGGUGAUUAUGAUUUAGAAGAUCCAACUACACAUGCAAGAAAAAAAUUGAUCGAAUUAUGUCAACAAUUAGUUGAAACAAUUACAACACGGUUUCGAGAGAUACCAUAUAUUUUUAUAUUGAUGAAAAAUUGUUUAGAUGUUUCACGUUUAUACGACCUAGUGGUAUCAACAGGUAAACAAACAAUGAUUGAUUAUGGCAGAGUUGAAUUACAAGGACUUAUUGAAUAUACGCUGUUGAACUCAGAAUAUAUACAGAUAGAUGGAAAUACUAUACAAGAUCAAUACUCCGAAUGGAAACGACGAGUUUUACAUGAAAUCAAAGAGAAGGAUACCCUGGACAUUUGGACAACAAAUGGAGAGUUGAUCACAUCAAAAGUGAUGAAAAGCUUUUAUACAAGUACAGAUUUAUCCGACGGUAUCAAUGAUUUUCUCUACUUUCAUUCAUUAAUGGUACUCAAAAUUAGAAGCGAAGCGAUAUGUGAAUCAGCAGCGUCAAUUUUAAAAGGACAUAUUCAUGGCAACCGUUCAUUACAUCAUGAUUCGUUAGAUAAUGAAGUAAUGCUUCACUGGAAUGCUCCCCCAUUGCAUCUCGCUGAUUCAUUUAUCAAACAUUCACUGGAUCAUUACUUCAGCAGCAAGAAGGAGAAAAAUUGGUUAUUUUAUAAAAAGAGUGAACAAUAUCAAACAUGGAAACUUUUAUCACCUGGCUCUGUUGUACUAAACCAUUUGAGAAAAAAACAAGUACCAAAAUUACCAGAAUCAAUCGAUAAUUAA
Molecule: messenger RNA, 2298 nt
Organism: Rotaria sp. Silwood1
Lineage: Eukaryota; Metazoa; Rotifera; Eurotatoria; Philodinida; Philodinidae
Source: the annotation of a GenBank genome assembly